Messenger RNA from Umbelopsis ramanniana AG, 1002 nucleotides. RefSeq lists its product as uncharacterized. Gene Ontology annotation, cellular component: Golgi apparatus. The record is from RefSeq and is a predicted model, not a curated record. Gene Ontology annotation, molecular function: antiporter activity. NCBI's taxonomy places the organism in Eukaryota, Fungi, Mucoromycota, Umbelopsidomycetes, Umbelopsidales, Umbelopsidaceae. The transcript has 3 exons. The coding region runs from base 1 to 1002 and encodes 333 amino acids.
AUGUCUGUUCAACGCAGACAGUCGGCCUUGGAUAAACCGGCUUCUCGUCGCCACAGUGAUAAACCAUCGGCUAAGAAAAAGAGCUCACCUAGUCUGAUUGCGUUGGUGGUUCUAUUUUAUUUUGUCAUCUCGUUAUCAGUCGUAUUCUUGAACAAGAUUAUUCUUAGUUCAGCAAAGUAUAAUUUUCCUUACCCUUUGUUCGUCACUUGGUUUCAACUGUUGGUAGCCUUGGUCCUUUUGAUUGUAUUUUCCGAACUUGGAAAAUGCCUUAUACCACCUUACGAAUUUGACCCAGCUAUAGCUAUCAAAAUUGCCCCACUCACAGUGAUUUAUGUGCUUAUGUUGGUAUUCAACAAUCUGUGUCUGAAAUACGUGGAGGUUACUUUUUACCAAGUGGCUCGGUCCCUAUCCAUCAAUUUCACUAUACUUUUUACAUAUGUCAUCUUGGGACAAAAAACAUCCCACUCAGCUCUGCUGGCUUGCCUGAUAGUCUUUUUGGGCUUUGCCAUUGGUUCGCUAGGCGAGAUCAACUUUUCCUGGAGUGGUAUCAUCUACGGUGUCGGAUCAUCCGCUUUUGUUGCUUUAUACGGCAUCUACGUGAAGAAAAGUCUACCCAUUGUCGUACAUAACGAGUACAAGUUAUUGCAUUAUAAUACCACGAUGGCCAUUUUAUUGUUGGGGUCCAUCUUGUUGUGUUCAAACGAAGUGGGUGCGAUUUGGCAGAAUUUGGCAGCAUACAAUAGUACCAAGUUUUGGACUCUCAUGGUGUUGACGGGAAUCACUGGCUUUGGCAUUAAUAUCAGUGUUUUCCUUCAAGUCAAGUUUACUUCUCCCUUGACGAAUACUAUAUCAGGAACAGCGAAGAGCUGUCUUCAGACCUUGCUGGCCACAUUAAUCUUUCAAAACACAAUCACCACCACCAACGCUAUUGGGAUCUUCUUGGCCAUAUUUGGAUCCAGUUACUACAGCUACAUUCGAUAUCGUGAAAUGAUAUCGAAAUGA